Messenger RNA from Cajanus cajan (pigeon pea), 1026 nucleotides. RefSeq names its product retrovirus-related Pol polyprotein from transposon TNT 1-94. The record is from RefSeq and is a predicted model, not a curated record. Gene Ontology annotation, molecular function: nucleic acid binding; zinc ion binding. Gene Ontology annotation, biological process: DNA integration. NCBI's taxonomy places the organism in Eukaryota, Viridiplantae, Streptophyta, Magnoliopsida, Fabales, Fabaceae.
AUGGCUUCCGGUAGCAGCUCUUUACCUCCACCUCCAGUUUUUGCUGGAGAAAAUUAUGAUUUGUGGGCUGCAAAGAUGAGAACUUAUCUCAGAGCUCAAAGUUUGUGGGAAGUGGUGGAAAAUGGAAGCAAUCCAGCUCCUUUACCAGACAACCCAACUAUGGCUCAGAUAAGAUUUCACAAUGAUGAAGUGGCUAAAGAAGGCAGAGCACUUGCCAUCAUACAAGCAGCUGUUCAUGACGAUGUUUUUAUCAAGAUUUUGAAUCUUGAUACAGCAAAAGAGGCUUGGGACAAACUCAAGGAGGAGUUCCAAGGCAGUGAAAGAACAAGGAGGAUGAAGGUGCUGAAUCUGAGAAGAGAAUUUGAAGCAAUCAAAAUGAAGGAGUCUGAAACAGUGAAGGAGUUUUCUGAUAGGCUCUCUAAGGUGGUUACACAAAUCAGAUUGCUAGGUGAAGAACUUAGUGAUCAAAGAGUUGUGGAGAAAGUCUUGGUUUGUCUUCCUGAGAGGUUUGAAUCAAAAAUCUCAUCUCUUGAAGAAAACAAGGAUUUUUCUCAAAUAUCACUUGCAGAACUUGUGAAUGCUCUGCAAGCUACUGAACAGAGAAGGUCUUUAAGAAUGGAAGAAAAUGUUGAAGGUGCUUUUGCAGCUAACACCAAAGGCAAAGAUCAAGGCAGCAAUAGCUUUGGUAAAAAGCCAUUUGGUGGGAAAAAAGGCAAAGGGAAAAAGGAAGAAGACAGAAACAAAGGAGGAGCUUGGAAGGAAAAGUAUCCACCUUGCCCUCAUUGUAAAAAGAAAAAUCAUACAGAAAAUUUUUGCUGGUUCAGACCUGGAGUCAAAUGUAGGGCAUGCAACCAACUUGGCCAUGUGGAGAAGGUCUGCAAAAACAAAGUAAAGCUCCAAGGACAGCAAGCUCAAGUUGCUGAGCAUCAAGAACAAAUUGAGGAGCAAUUAUUUGUUGCUUCUUGGCACCUACUCAAGAGAGAAGUGGUAUAUCCAAGAACGCAUCUUCUCUGCAAGGAAUUGUGA